GAUAACGAAGCUUCUUCAGACACUCGUCUCUGGCGAUUGAGUUUCUUUAAUUGUAUCAUGCGGAUUUUCUAGAAUAUCAGAUAUGGUUAAGGGAAAAUUUCAGACAUACUUUCCGUUUGAAAAGGAUUCUAUGACAUAUAGCUGCCUUCAUUGUCGCGCUCAUCUCGCUCGUCAUGAUGAUCUUAUUAGUAAAUCUUUCCAGGGAAGUCAAGGUCGUGCUUAUUUAUUUAAUCAGGCUGUAAAUGUUCGUUGUGCUGAAGCUAAACAACGCGUCUUAUUAACUGGAUUACAUUUUGUAGCUGAUAUAUUUUGUGCAUGUUGUGAUACAGCACUUGGUUGGAAGUAUGAACGUGCUUUUGAACCAAGUCAACGAUAUAAAGAAGGCAAAGUAAUCAUUGAGCUAGUACAUUUAUAUAAAGAUAAUAGUUGGGAUGCUGAAUGGUUGUAUCCCUUGUAUCCAGCUACGACUACUACAACUACUAGUACUGCUGUUUAUACUAAUAAUUCAAAUAAAACAAAAGUCACAUCUGUAAAUUGUAAAAAGUCACAUUCAGUCACUAUAAGUGAUUAUCAUAAUUAUGAAAGUGGAAAAUUUCAAUCAUCAUCUCUACGCUCUUCACAGAUUCCUGUAUGUAAAUCUUUAUCAUCAACUGCUGACGGUGGUAUAUUCGAGUCGUCGACAACAGAUUUAAUUGAUGUAAAUGAUGAUUCAUACACAAAUUUUGCUCAUCACCAGCAACAACAUCAACACCAACAUCAUCAUCAUCAUUCUCAUUCUCAUCAUCCUACAUCACAUAAUCAUCAUCACCAUCAUCAUAAGCAUCAUUAUCACUCGAAUUCUUCAUCUAUCUCUUCUUCUACCUCCACGUCAACUUCAUCAUCUUCUGUUCACACACAACAAUCAUCAUAUACAUCUUUAAUGCCUAACGAUUCAUUAUCAUAUCGGUUAAGUUCAUCGUUGAAUGCAACUGGUUGGGCGUUUCGUAUACCACCUACAGCGACAUCAUCAUCAAAUAAAGGCAGUCAUAGUUAUUGUAAUAAUAGUGCUAGUAGUAACAGAAAUACAUGCCUAUUAGAUUUAUCUGAUUCAGGACGUGUUAGUGAUUAUCAUCGGAAUUCUGCAUCAACAUCAAUAACUGAUAAUAAUAAUAAUAAUAAUAACAAUAAUAAUAGUAUGGGACAUUUAAAUCCUGUCUGUUCUAUUGAUAAUAAUAACAAUGAUAGUAAUAAUGACAAUAAUAAUGAUAGCGGUGUUGAAAAUAAUGAUGUGACAUCAGAAAGUGUAUAUACUACUGCUACUGAUAAUAGCUGUAAUCCCAAUAAUAAUAAUAGUAAUAAUGGCAAUCAAAUCAUCAUAAUGAAUGAUAAUAACAGCGAUAAAAAUCAUACAGAUCAUGAGAAGUUUACAAAGUCGAAAUCACUCACUCCUAUUAAUAUGAAACUGUUUCCUGAAGGUCAGUCUAGUAUUGUCACUAGUACUAACACUACUACGGCUAGCACUACUAACAAUAAUAAUAAUAAUAACAGUAAUGGUAGUACAUCUGGACAUAGUCGACUCGAAGCAAAAUCAUCUGAAAUGUCUACUGUUGAUAUGCAUACUGGUAAUAGGAACAAUCGUAUACCAAUGGAUGAUAUAUGCUUAAGAAAAUUAUCUCAGGUUAGUUUAUAUUCAUAG
Trichobilharzia szidati is the source of this 1675-nucleotide messenger RNA. Lineage: Eukaryota; Metazoa; Platyhelminthes; Trematoda; Strigeidida; Schistosomatidae. The record is from the annotation of a GenBank genome assembly.